This is a messenger RNA of Camellia sinensis, 1185 nucleotides long. RefSeq names its product high mobility group B protein 1. Lineage: Eukaryota; Viridiplantae; Streptophyta; Magnoliopsida; Ericales; Theaceae. The record is from RefSeq and is a predicted model, not a curated record.
GUUUACCGGUUGGUCCGGUCACUCAAUCUAGUCUUCACUGGGUCGUACCUCCGCUUCUUCCUUUCUCCAAAAUAUCUCUCCUCUCUCUCUAGGUUGCUGUUCUGUUGUUUGAUUCUCCUCUUGAGCUGCGUUCUGUUCCUCACUGUCACUGCGAGAUCGCCGAUCUUCAAGGCAUUCAAUUGUCACAAUGAAGGCUGCCAAGGGUAAGGGGGCAGCGAUCAGGGUCUCGAAGGAGGCGUUGAAGCCCGUUGACGACAGAAAGGUCGGGAAGAGAAAGGCUGCCACUAAGGCAGAUAAGGGUGGCAAAAGUCAAGCCAAGAAGGGAAAGUUGGCUAAGAAAGACCCCAACAAGCCUAAGAGGCCUCCCAGUGCCUUCUUUGUAUUUCUUGAGGAGUUCAGAAAGACCUUCAAGAAAGAAAAUCCUCACGUGAAAGCUGUCUCAGCUGUUGGUAAAGCUGGCGGGGAGAAGUGGAAAUCCAUGUCUGGAGCUGAAAAAGCUCCAUUUGAAGCCAAAGCUGCAAAAAGAAAGACUGAGUAUGAGAAGCUUAUGAAUGCUUAUAACAAGAAGCAGGAAAACAUGGAUGAUGAUGAUGGUGAUGAGGAAUCUGAGAAAUCUAAAUCUGAGGUUGAUGAGGAAAGUGGCCAGGAACCUGAGGAAGAGGAGGAAGAGGACGAGGAUGAGGACGACGACGACGAUGACGAUGAUGACUGAAUUUGGACGUUUUCUGACCAUGGACAUUAUUGCCAAUCCAAGGCAAAUGUGAUGGAUAUUGUAUGUUCAUACUCAUGGGUUACAUGUGGUGAUCUCUGAAAUGGUUCAACUAUCUGCCUUGUGCGUUGCUAUAUUAUCACCUUUGAUACUUGUAUGCUCAGUAUGAGCUUGUUUCUUCGCACUCUUAAUUUCUCACAGAGCAUUCCUUAGCCUUACAUGGUGUGUUAAGCAUGUUAGUCCCUCAUUUUCUCGAGUUAUAAAUGAAUAUGUAUAUAUGAAUCAAGGAUGAGAGAUGGCAUCUUGGUUUCAUAUGGAGUUUCUACAGCUUGUUCAUGGUCAUCUCUUUCAUCGUUUGUUGAAAUGCUUCAAUUCCCCACUAGAUUUGUGGGCUUGUGCUCAAUUUCACUAGCAUGGAUAUGUAUUUCUUGGUACCUGAUAUUGGUAAAUACAGGAAUUGUUGGCUAUUUGGUGUA